Molecule: messenger RNA, 252 nt
Organism: Thlaspi arvense
Lineage: Eukaryota; Viridiplantae; Streptophyta; Magnoliopsida; Brassicales; Brassicaceae
Source: the annotation of a GenBank genome assembly
AUGGUCGCGACGCAAACGCAAACGCAAACGCAAUCGCAGCUGCAACCGCAACAACCGCCGAGCUGCUGGCUUGAUUUAUGUCAGCCUGUUGGAAUUCAAUAUCCUGUAAACGGUUACAGUCACAUGCCGUUCACGGCGAUGCUACUACAGCCGAUGACUACGGCGGCGGCGGAGUCUAACGUUGAGAUCGCGGCUGGUGAGAGGAGUCAGGGAGAGGCGUUGGAGGAUCGCAGAAGCCAUCACCAGCAGUAA